AUGAAGAUCACUAGCUCGACUGUCCCCGAAGACUAUGGUCAUGGAUCCAUGGUGGUUGUCCCUCAAGAUGCUGACGACAUGUGGACACUCUACAACCACAUCCACCCCGGAGACGUAGUUGAAGGUACUACCACCCGCAAGGUCAUUCGCAAGAGUGAUAACAGUACCUACCGCAAAACCAUCCGCGCUGUUCUGCGUGUCACAAAAACGGACUAUGAUGCUCGGUCCGCAUCGCUGCAAAUUGCCGGCACGUUUGAAAACGAAAUUGAGGAUGUCUCUCCUGGUGCAGCCCACACCCUCGAUGUCCAGGUUAACCGACAGCUCAAGAUCACUAAGGAUGAAUGGAACAAGCUUGAAGUCGAUGAUCUUAACGAUGCCUGUGAUAUGGAUAAGCGUGCAGAACUCGGCGCUAUUAUCAUGGAAGAUGGUGUGGCCCAUGUCUGCAUAGUUACCAGUAACAUGACUAUUCUUAAGGCCAAGGUUGAAGUGAGCAUUCCUAAAAAGACAGCCUACGAAUCCUCAAUCAAGAAAAUUGGCCGAGCACAUGAGCGUUUCUUCAAGCAGCUCUACACUGUCUUUUCACAAUCUUUACCUCUUGAUACCCUGAAGGCGCUGCUUAUUGCGUCACCAGCAUUUUAUGCCACAGAGUUUAAAAACUAUCUGUUUGAAGAAGCUGCUCUCAAAUCAGAUAAGCGCAUCCUUCGCUUCAAGGACAAGACUGUUAUUGCCCAUGCAUCUUCAGGGUACCUUCAAAGUCUCAAGGAAGUCAUGAAGGACCCUAAUGUUGUCAGCCAUCUUUCUUCUGCAAAAUACGGUCAUCAGCUCCAAAUGCUGGAAAACUUUUACACCAUUAUGAACCGCGACGACAUGCGUGCAUGGUACGGUCCCAAGCACGUGGCAAAGGCCGUUGAGAUGGGUGCUGUCGACUCGUUGAUGGUUUCAGAUUCUCUGUUUCGCAGUGACGAUGUUGCCGAGCGCAAGGAGUACAUUGCAAUGGUUGAAGAAGUUAAGAAUUCAGGCGGUUCCGUUGAAAUAUUUUCGUCUCUCCACGAUGCUGGCCAACAACUUGAUGAUAUUUCCGGCAUUGCUGCUAUUCUCAAGUUUCCUCUACCAGAACUACAGGAUAUCGAGAGUGAAGACGAAGAUGAAGAUUAA
Molecule: messenger RNA, 1155 nt
Organism: Magnusiomyces paraingens
Lineage: Eukaryota; Fungi; Ascomycota; Dipodascomycetes; Dipodascales; Dipodascaceae
Exons: 1
Coding region: 1-1155 (384 amino acids)
Biological process (GO): nuclear-transcribed mRNA catabolic process, non-stop decay; RNA surveillance; nonfunctional rRNA decay
Cellular component (GO): cytoplasm
Source: RefSeq, a predicted model, not a curated record